CAUUUUCUCUCACCAGCUGAUGAAGCCAAAUUGUCAACAGUGAAACCUGCGAUAUCUGCUGAAACCACAGUAAACACGAUAGAACAGAGAGUGAAGAGACGUCGGGACACAUUAGCGAGACCUGACUCCACUCUGGAAGGCGGUGCAAGUGCCUGACGUCCCCAGAAGCCCCCCUCCCCCAGGGAGGAGACCCCCUGCUGGUAUGAGCUCCAGAGGGAGUGGAGGCCGCACCAACGGCACACUGCCACAAACCAAGAUCUGCCAGUUCAAGCUGGUGCUGCUGGGGGACAUGGCGGUGGGCAAGUCCAGCCUCGUGCUGCGAUUCGUCAAAGGGCAGUUUGACGAGUUCCAGGAGACGACCAUAGGAAGGUCGGCGUUCCUGGCUCAGUCGGUGUGUUUAGACGACACCACGGUGAAGUUUGAGAUCUGGGACACGGCGGGACAGGAGCGCUACCACAGCCUCGCCCCCAUGUACUACAGAGGAGCUCAGGCCGCCAUCGUGGUCUUCGACAUCACCAAGCCGGACACCUUUGAGCGAGCGAAGGCCUGGGUGAAGGAGCUGCAGAGGCAGGCCAGUCCCAACAUCGUGAUCGCUCUGGCUGGGAACAAGGCGGACCUGGCAGAGAGGAGACUAGUGGAGUACGAGGACGCCCAGACGUACGCUGAAGACACUGGCUUGCUCUUCAUGGAGACCUCUGCUAAAACAGCCAUGAACGUCAAUGAGCUCUUCCUGGCUAUUGCAAAAAAGAUGCCAAAAACAGACACCCAGAACCCCACACAUGCAGCGCGACACCGGGGCGUGAACCUCCAGGAUCCGGACGCCCACUCCAACCGAGCCUGCUGCGGGGGGAACUAAACCCCCACGAGUCUGAGCCCCACCCUCCACACCACCUCCACCCUGAAACCAUCCUGUCUCCUUCCACCAACAAACAGGGGGAACUGAAGCGGAGAAAAUCCACUUCCCUCACCCAUCCAUUCAUCCUCCAGACAGAAACUGAAGGAGAGGAAACGAGGAAAGGAAGAGUCGGAGGAGUUGUGACCCACUCACUGAGAUUUGGAGAGGGGAGGUUGGACUGAGAGGAGGGAGAUAUAAAGAAGACAGUUGAAAGCCUGUUGUAGUAUUUAGCACUAAUUGUGAUUUCUUCUUGCAUCGUUUCAAAAAUGCACAAAACAAGCAGCACCCAAAAAAGGAAAAGGAGGAUUAAAAAAGGGCCAAAACAAGGAAGCCAAACUGUUAGGAUGAGACUGCUUAUCUUCGUCUUCUUCAGCGCUGUGCACGCUUGCUUUGCCUCCUCCUAGUGACCCACAUCCUGCUGUGUAUAGCGACACAUAUUGUAGCCCUGGAAUGAUACCAUAGUGUGUAAAUCCCUGCCUGACCUUCCCUGGUGUCGCCGGCACACUUUGCCCAACAUAAAUCCAUCUGUACAUAUUUAUUGUCCCGUGUUUUGACAAAGGCUCUCCUUCCUCCUCUCGUCCCUCACACUUUAAGACGGCUGAUUCCACAUCAUGUUUGAUACAUUUGGUCCCACAGACUUGCUUGCUUAACGAGAGAUCGCUGAAGUGCCGUGUUCCUGAAACAUUUUGGGUUUGCUUGAGAAGAAGUGUGAAGAACUCUGGAGCUCUUUGCAGCAACUAUAUAGGACUUGAGCUGGAGUGUGUGUGUGUGUGUAGUCACAUGACUUUAAUGUUUAACUAAUGACUUACCUGUAGCAAAGAACCAAUCCCUCACACUGAAAGAAAGUCAUAUUGCAUCCAAUACAAUCCUUACUGUCCCUGUAGUUAAUACAAAGCUUUAAGGAACAGUCCACCCCCAAAAUAACACUUUUUCAGAUACUUCAAAACUGUCUCUAUCCAGAAAUCAUGCCCAAGUUAUUCAAGCAGUUUCAUUUAGGAUCUGCCGACCCUAUCACCGUGCAAAGAAGAAGCGUGCACGUACUCUUUGAGAGGCUGCUUCUUCCUUAUUGGUUUAGUUUGGUAAAAUGAAAAUAGCUCCUGCUUGAAACUGCUCACAAAAUGGUCUGUGGACUAUUUUAAGAAACUAGGUCAUGAAGCUAAAAGGAAUCUGAAUGGAUGAAUUGCACUACAGGUCAAAUGGAAAAUGUGUUUUUGAUUUUGGGGUCCCAUUUAAAUCUUACUUGUUGUAUCAUUACACUAAGUGAUGGGGCUAAGUGUAACAGCAUGGAAUGUGUGAGUCCAUCUCUGCCCGGAUGAAGUUAUUGGCAUUAGAUAAAAUAUGUAUUGGGGAAGGAAUGAAAGGCAGGAGGAUUUUAAAAAGGAGAGAUUCUGCCCAUCUUGUGUUUCUUACGUGUCCUGCAUCCGUCCCUCGUCCUGUUGGUGAAUCAUCGUGACCUGAAAUUGUUUAACUUAUUAAUUUAGCUUAAAUUAAUAUGAUGCUCUUAACACAGAGCCGUGUGCUUGGCUGAAGAAAAUGAGGAAGAGAUUUGAUGAAAACACAAAAAAGAAAAAAACAGAAGUGCCUAUUCCCAGUUUUCGUUUUGUGUGACUCGUGAGUGUGCUUCGUAGGCGACGUGCAGGAACACCCACUGUCCUUUUUGCUUGUACUAUAAACGGAUACAUUAACAGCACCCUGUCAUUAGGCUUUACUGUACUGGCUCUUUGUGUGGAUGUAAAGAGAUCUUGUUGAAUACACUGUAUGUUAAAAAUUACUGUCUUCAUUUUAAGGAAGGUGGAUGUGGAUUUGAGCAGAGCACUCUUGGAAUGGAUCAUGAAAAAAACACUCAAUCGAUGUUGAUUCAAACAAGUGUUGAAGUGUCAAAGGAAAAUCUUUUGCUCUGCUUUAUUGUCAGCGUACUUGAAGAACAGCACCAUGAUUUGUUCUUCCCACCCAGGACACUAACGGCUCGUUAUGUUCACUCAUUCAUUCUUCAGUGAUCACAUGUAGGCUCAGUGUUCUGUGCAAUUAAAACAAGACUUGGUUUGUCAUCAGCACUUUGAGGAUGCUUAGUGUUCAAUAAAGCUGUCAAUGGCGCUUGGA
Gymnodraco acuticeps is the source of this 2995-nucleotide messenger RNA. RefSeq names its product ras-related protein Rab-5B-like. Gene Ontology annotation, molecular function: GTP binding; GTPase activity. The record is from RefSeq and is a predicted model, not a curated record. NCBI's taxonomy places the organism in Eukaryota, Metazoa, Chordata, Actinopteri, Perciformes, Bathydraconidae. The transcript is spliced from 6 exons. The coding region runs from base 203 to 856 and encodes 217 amino acids.